Stereum hirsutum FP-91666 SS1 is the source of this 2610-nucleotide messenger RNA. RefSeq lists its product as uncharacterized. The coding region runs from base 658 to 2604 and encodes 648 amino acids. The transcript has 4 exons. Lineage: Eukaryota; Fungi; Basidiomycota; Agaricomycetes; Russulales; Stereaceae. The record is from RefSeq and is a predicted model, not a curated record.
CGAGUUCUGACUUUUGAGACUUCCUGAGGUUGUGUUUGACCUUUUCCCCCUCGACUUUUGGACGUUGCGAGUGAUAGUGCUAUUGGAGACUGCUGCUUGACUGGGUCUCUAUCUGCUUGAUAUCUCUGCUUGAUCUCAGACGUCGAAGUCUCUUGGUUCGCCGUUGCAUCUCUUUGCUUUGUGUCAAUUUUGCGUCGUUGGGUCAACUUGAAGUUCUCACUCGCCGGAUACUGGAAGUUGGAGCAUUAGAGACAUACGACCAGUUGGACAGUCAGUUUCCAAAGAAGGGCAUCUGUCGACGUCUCUCUUCGUUCUCCGAUUGCUUUGACUGUUUGCGCUGCCUUAUCCCCCUCGCAUAAGGGCCGUAGCCUUCCUCAUAACUUCGGGUUCGAUCAAAGGCCUGCGACUUGCAUACAUACGUACAACUACCGCACACCACAGCAAAGCGUCUGUUAAAAGUACUACAAGGGGCUGUACUUGACUCUAGCGAAGACGCUUCGGUGAAUUCUUAUCCGUACUGUCGCCCGUUACCACCAUAUCCCCACUACCGAAACUUCACCAGCGUCAACGCCACUCCCCAGUGGACCACCUCACAUCCAUUGUCAUCUCGUCAUCUCUGCAUUUUCCCGGAUUCCCACCAGCCGACCACGUAUCGUCAUGGAUCGGUUACCAUCCGAACUCCUCCUUCACACCUUCGAACUCGCCACCGCAAUCCCAAACCUCCCUCUCACAUCCGCCUUAUCCUCUUUCGCUUCCCCAUCUCCCUCCCCAUCAUCGUCUCCGUCCUCUCGCACAUUUCCAUCCUCCUCCUCCUCCUCCAUCUAUUCCCCUCCUUCUCCUUUCGCACUUCCAAACUCUUCCUUCCCUCCCUUCGUCGUCUCCCCCGACUCAUACGGUGGCACCGAAGAUCUACUCACUUCUAUACGGACUAGUCGAGCACUCGUGAGCGUUUGUAGGCGAUGGCAUGGAUUGGCUAUGGGCGGUCUCUAUAGGGCCUUGCCGAUCUGUAUCGAUGCGAAGAAGGACGGCGAUGUCGACCUAUCGAGGCUCAUCCAGCUACGCGACACACUCGUACGAUCAGCGCAACACUCCUCCGCCGAUGACCAUAACGGAGGUGGUACAGAUCGACCUGGCAUCGGCAAUGGGACACCAGGCAAACACCUAGGCCAUUAUACCCGCUACCUCCUCUUUGCAUCUCUCCCGCCGUACGAAUUAUGCAAGCCAUAUAUCCCGACGAUCAAGCAGCUGAGCUGUGAUAUUAUCGCAUUGCUACCGAAUCUGGCGGUGUUCAGCUAUAGGAGCAGGUCUACGAUUCUGACGAACAUGAUUCCUGUGUUGCUCGAUACUGCUGGUCGCUCACGAGGUUGGAGUAGCGACGAGGAUGGAACAAGAAGGGAAAGGGAAGGAAACCUGAGGAUGGUGCAUAGCGUUUGUGCGGCGAGUUGGAGGGACGUGGAGGGUGGCGUGGGAUGGGCAUUAGGACGGGAUGAUGAAGGAGGGGAUGGUGGAUGUGAGGACAUACGGGCGUGGCUCGUCGGGGCAACUACGGGGACCAGAAGCCUUUGCGCGGAUUCGAGUCCUUCAGGAGGGGGUGGAGGAGGACGGACGAGGUUAUGUCCGAGCGAGAUGUUGAAAUGGAGGAGGUUAACGUUCGCGAGGGUCGUGUUGAGCUCUGCGUGCGACUAUUGUUGCCACCUUCAACCACUCUCAUCCGAGCCCGGCUCGAAUCCUCCGGAAGUACCGUCGUUGUCUUCAUCUUCGGCUUCGACGUCUUCCCACGAGCCACAACCGAACCCGAACCUCACCCAACUCUUCCUACUCGCCACCCACCCAUCUCACGUCCACAACUUCCCCGCGUCAUCCGACCAUUCCCUAUACGCCAAUAACUUCCAUACCAACCACGGUCCCGACCCGAUCGACACGACCCUCCUAUGCGUCACCUCGCCUUGCACGCGGCGUUUCCUCCAGGUUCAGGGCCGGUACCUGAAGACCGUGUAUAUCGACGUCGAUUAUUUUGGGAAAGAGGCGUUGCAGGAGCUUUUAUAUCUGUUGACGAGGUAUUCUUCUCCGUCUUCGGGUGGGAGUCCAGAUGGAGAGGCAGGCUCAGGGUCAAGUUCUGGGACGUCCUCGCCUACGAGUUCUUUCUCUCCCUCAGGGUCUGUAACAGAUUCGGGAUAUUACUCCGGCUCGAUCUAUGACGGUGUCGGAGGAGAAGAAGAAGGGAGAUUGGGGUUGAACGUGAUUUUGUUGUUGGAUCGCUGGGACCAGUUUCCUUCGGAUUUGCAUGUCCCGGUGGGUAUCAAGGCGUUGGGUGUUCAUGUGAGGACACCGUGGAGGAGUCAUCCGUGGCAUGUUUCGAAGGGGUUGAAGAGUGCGAGUAUUACGCCUUAUUCUGAUUCGUUGGAGCAGGACGGGGAAGGUGGCAAAGGAGUCGACGGAAGUGGUGGCAGCGAGAUUGCGAGGAUGGGUGGGAGGAGGGUGAGGGGAGGGUUGGAAGUGAUUAGAUUCUUUAAUGAGGAGAAGAUGCCGGGAGUGAAGGCUGUUUGUGCGAGAGUAUUCGGGAAGGGGCUGCGAGUUGAGGAUGUGGAUGAUUGGGGAGGUUGAAUGCCG